Messenger RNA from Spizellomyces punctatus DAOM BR117, 820 nucleotides. RefSeq lists its product as uncharacterized. The record is from RefSeq and is a predicted model, not a curated record. NCBI's taxonomy places the organism in Eukaryota, Fungi, Chytridiomycota, Chytridiomycetes, Spizellomycetales, Spizellomycetaceae. The transcript has 11 exons. The coding region runs from base 26 to 679 and encodes 217 amino acids. Gene Ontology annotation, cellular component: nuclear body; BRCA1-A complex; BRISC complex. Gene Ontology annotation, biological process: mitotic G2 DNA damage checkpoint signaling; positive regulation of DNA repair; protein K63-linked deubiquitination.
UCCAGGUUGAGCAUCUUCUAGCGAUAUGUUCCUGCCUGAGAAAAUUGUGUUCUGUGUUGAUAUAGGUGAAGAAGCCGGCAGCGGGCUACUUACACACCCUCCAGUAACCCGUCUCGAAUGGGCAAAGCGGCUAAUGAAACGGUUCGUAUUUCAAAAAUCACGCUUGAAUCCUGCCCACCAGUUUGGAAUCUGCACAGCAGGUGUCAUAACGUUGUGGCAUGCACAGUUUUCAUCGGAUGAAAACGCAAUUGAUAAGGCAAUAGAGCAGAUUCAGUCUGAAGAUGAGCGAACGGAAUGGAACAUGCAAACACUUUUUGAAGCAUUAGCCGAACACAUCCCUAACAAUGAAAGCGACUAUGUUUUACGAGUGAUUUUAAUAUAUUGCAGAAGCAAUGUGCCGCCUCCACCAACCCGCGAAUAUAAAUACCUGUUGGACAACCCACGGCUUUUCUUUGAUUGCGUAUAUCUUCAUGAUAAGGAAUCAGCGGAAAACAACGUACAGGCAAUAUACGACGCGUUGAUUCAACUUGAGGAUGAAGGCAAAAACCAACUGUUUGAAGUUACGAGAGAAAGACGCAGAUUUACGAUAGCCAUGACCAAACUACUCGCACAUCCCCAGCAACGUUACCCGGGAGACGAUUCAACUUGGCUUUUGCAACCGUCUCCUGCAGUUUUAUGAUAGAUCGCCUAUCCUCGUAGUUACAGUCACUCGGUAGUUGCUUGUUUAUGAUUAAAUGUUGCUAAUGUAAGGAACGUAUUUUUAUGAUGAUCUUUUUACAAACCGUGGUGACCUUACAAGCCAACAAACACGUAUACUAAU